CUAUUACUCUGAGAUGGUCACUCCUGUUGCCUUCCGCUUACGCCUGCCAGCUACCUGGAAGAUUCACAACGCCUUCCAUGUUCAACUUUUGAAGCCCUAUCGAGACCCUAACACGGUCUUCACCGGACGCCAACCCCCACCGCCGCCGCCCGUCCUCGUCCACGAUGAACCCGAGUAUGAGGUCGAGUCCGUGCUCGCACACCGCCGUCGUCGGAAUGGCACCGUGGAGCUUCUCAUUCGUUGGAAGGGUUAUGAUCCUUCUGAGGAUACUUGGGUUCUUGAAUCCGAGAUGGGUAACGCUCGUCGUCCUCUUCGGUGAUUCUAUUACUAGAAGGGUCUAUUCCCUU
Molecule: messenger RNA, 347 nt
Organism: Closterium sp. NIES-67
Lineage: Eukaryota; Viridiplantae; Streptophyta; Zygnematophyceae; Desmidiales; Closteriaceae
Source: the annotation of a GenBank genome assembly